AUGAAGAAGGGUCAAACACCGAGACGCCAUGGAGAAGGGUCAAACACCGAGACGCCAUGGAGAAGGGUCACAAUACGAGACACCGUGGGGAAGAGUCAAACACCGAGACACCAUGGAGAAGAGUCAAACACCGAGACGCCAUGGAGAAGAGUCAAACAUCGAGACGCCAUGGAGAAGAGUCAAACACCGAGGCGCCAUAGAGAAGGGUCAAACACCGAGACGACAUGGAGAAGGGUCACAAUACGAGACACCGUGGGGAAGAGUCAAACACCGAGACACCAUGGAGAAGAGUCAAACACCGAGACGCCAUGGAGAAGAGUCAAUUACCGAGACACCAUGGGGAAGAGUCAAACAUCGAGACACCAUGGGGAAGAGUCACACUACGAGACACCACGGGGAAGUGUCAAGCUACGAGACGCCAUUGGAUGGAGUCACACUACGAGACGCCCUGGGACUAGAGUCAAACACCGAGACACCAUGGAGAAGGGUCAAACAUGGAGACGCCAUGGAGAAAAGCCAAACAUCGAGACGCCAUGGAGAAAUGUCACACUACGAGACACCAUGGAGAAGGGUCAAACACCGAAACACCGUGGAGAAGAGUCAAACACCGAGACACUAUGGAGAAGAGUCAAACAUCAAGACACCAUGGAGAAGGGUCAAACACCGAGACACCAUGGAGAAGGGUCAAGCACCGAGACACCGUGGGGAAGAGUCACACUACGAGACACCAUGGAGAAGAGUCAAACAUCGAGACACCAUAGGGAAGAGUCAAACACCGAGACGCCAUGGAGAAGAGUCAAACAUCGAGACGCCAUAGAGAAGAGUCAAACACCAAGGCGCCAUGGAGAAGAGUCAAACAUCGAUACGCCAUGGAGAAGAGUCAAACAUCGAGACACCAUUGAGAAGGGUCAAACACCGAGGCGCCAUGGAGAAGAGUCAAACACCGAGACACCAUGGAGAAGGGUCAAAUACCGAGACGCCAUGGAGAAGAGUCAAACACCGAGACACCAUGGAGAAGGGUCAAACACCGAGACGCCAUGGAGAAGAGUCAAACACCGAGACGCCAUGGAGAAGAGUCACACUACGAGACACCACGGGGAAGUGUCAAGCUACUAG
Messenger RNA from Haliotis rufescens (red abalone), 1116 nucleotides. RefSeq names its product serine/arginine repetitive matrix protein 2-like. NCBI's taxonomy places the organism in Eukaryota, Metazoa, Mollusca, Gastropoda, Lepetellida, Haliotidae. The transcript has a single exon. The record is from RefSeq and is a predicted model, not a curated record. The coding region runs from base 1 to 1116 and encodes 371 amino acids.